AUGCCUUCGCGUUGUGUUGCUGGAUUUUGUUCUAACACUCACGAGAACGGUAUUAGUUUAUUCAAGUUUCCUAAAGAUCCAGAGCUUCGUUCAAAGUGGAUACAACAAGUAAGACGCACCCGUGACAAGUGGUUUCCUUCCCCCACUUCUGUUCUUUGUUCUGAACAUUUUGAAAUAGAUUGUUUUGACACCGUUCCCAGCAUAAAAAGAUCACUUGGUUGCCAAGUUCAACAUAAGCGAGUGUUAUUGCCUACAGCUGUGCCUACAGUUUUCCGCAGGAAUGCACGUAAACCGAAUGCUACAGCUGCAGUUAUAACAAGUCCGGGAGUUUCUUUUGAUGUCAGUUUUGACGGGGCAGGUUUUGAGCGGCAGAGUCAGCAUGAUACCAGUUCCACCCUCAAGAAAGUUAGAACUUGUGUCCAGAAAAGACAGAAAAUACAAGUUCUUUCUGAUGCUUUCGCACAACAUGAACAGCGUGUUGAAGCUGAAACUACAAUAGAAGCUUCACUCUUGAACUGCGAUGCAAGUUGCCAAGCUGACAUACCUAAAAGGAUUAAAACCAGGACUGUAUCCGUUGCUGUCAAACCCAAAAGCAGAGUAAAGGGUAAAAUAUGA
This is a messenger RNA of Ciona intestinalis (vase tunicate), 615 nucleotides long. The record is from RefSeq and is a predicted model, not a curated record. NCBI's taxonomy places the organism in Eukaryota, Metazoa, Chordata, Ascidiacea, Phlebobranchia, Cionidae.